This is a messenger RNA of Theobroma umbraticum, 1836 nucleotides long. RefSeq names its product DNA repair (Rad51) family protein (gene DMC1). The record is from RefSeq and is a predicted model, not a curated record. NCBI's taxonomy places the organism in Eukaryota, Viridiplantae, Streptophyta, Magnoliopsida, Malvales, Malvaceae. Gene Ontology annotation, cellular component: condensed nuclear chromosome; nucleus. Gene Ontology annotation, biological process: DNA recombinase assembly; mitotic recombination; reciprocal meiotic recombination. Gene Ontology annotation, molecular function: DNA strand exchange activity; single-stranded DNA binding; double-stranded DNA binding.
AUGAUCGCUACUCUCAAAGCUGAAGAAGCGAGCCAGUUGCAGCUGGUGGAGCGAGAAGAUAUCGAUGACGAAGAGGAUCUGUUUGAAGCCAUCGACAAAUUGAUAUCUGCAGGAAUCAAUGCCGGAGACGUGAAGAAGCUUCAAGAUGCAGGAAUCUACACCUGCAACGGCUUGAUGAUGCACACUAAGAAGCACUUGACUGGAAUCAAAGGUUUAUCUGAAGCUAAGGUUGAUAAGAUCUGUGAAGCUGCUGAGAAAAUAGUGAAUUAUGGUUAUAUCACUGGAAGCGAUGCUCUACUAAAAAGAAAAUCCGUGAUUCGCAUCACAACCGGAAGCCAAGCCCUUGAUGAACUCUUAGGGGGUGGCAUAGAAACUCUGGCUAUCACAGAAGCUUUUGGAGAAUUUAGGUGUGGCAAAACACAGCUGGCACAUACUCUAUGUGUUUCUACACAGCUCCCUACAAAUAUGCGAGGUGGGAAUGGGAAAGUGGCUUACAUUGAUACUGAAGGAACUUUCCGGCCUGAUAGAAUUAUACCCAUAGCGGAAAGAUUUGGGAUGGACCCAGGAGCUGUCCUUGACAAUAUCGUUUAUGCUCGUGCGUACACAUAUGAGCAUCAGUACAACCUGCUUCUUGGUUUGGCAGCAAAAAUGUCUGAAGAACCAUUCAGACUUCUGAUUGUGGAUUCUGUCAUUGCUCUAUUUCGAGUGGAUUUCACUGGGAGAGGAGAACUUGCAGAGCGCCAGCAAAAAUUGGCUCAGAUGCUCUCCCGGUUAACAAAAAUAGCUGAAGAAUUCAAUGUUGCAGUCUACAUGACCAACCAAGUUAUUGCAGACCCUGGUGGUGGAGUGUUCAUAUCAGAUCCAAAGAAACCAGCCGGAGGGCACGUGCUUGCCCACGCAGCCACAAUAAGGUUGAUGUUCAGGAAAGGCAAAGGUGAACAGCGGGUCUGCAAGGUGUUUGACGCCCCAAAUCUUCCUGAAGCUGAAGCAAUAUCCUUACGUGACCACUGCUACUGUUUUAAAUUCGUUCAUAUAUAUAUAUAUAUAUAUAUGUAUAUUUGUCUUGAUUGCCCAUAUGACUAACUCCAAAUAGUAUGGUCAAACCCAAAAUGGCUCACCAGCAAGGUUCAUCAUGAUCAGCGACCUUAAUAAAGACUCCUCAUAUAAAGCAUGUAGAGAAAUCUUAGCUUGCAAAGCAACAUUUAAGAGAAGUUCCACUUUGUUGUUUAGUUAUACUUGACAGAAGCACGUGUUUCAGAUAACGCCAGGGGGCAUUGCAGAUGCAAAGGACUAAACUUAGAGGUAAGACCAAGACCGCUAGCUACACCAGACAGGGCAAAGUAAUGUACUGACAUUUUCUUACUAUCGACAAAACAGUUUUUUUUUUAAUUGACUGUUUAUAGUCCCUCCUUUUAGAACUUUAUGUAGCAGGAAAGGAUUCGCCUUUCCUUGUAUAAUCCACCCAUACACUAAGUUCUUUUAUACGUGCGGACAAGAUAUAAUACAUAGCAAAGUUUUCCUUUUGCAAAGAAGUGCACAAUGUGAGUAGUAGAACAUCACUCUUCCAAAAGCUACUAGAGAGGAAAAACCAGUCAGACAAAGAGAUUUGCAGCCUUUAUGAGAAGAAAUAUUAUUCCAUGUUAUGUACCACGUCAAGCUCAGUUAUGAUGGUAAGCAAACAUGUACAGCUGCAUAAAAUGCUGUCUUAGUUUUAAAAAGGCUGACAACAAUUUAGAGUUUGAAUAUCCACUAGCUCAGCCAAGUCAUCGAGAUAGGAUAUUAGCAAUUGGAGACUAGGAAAGAUGGAUAAAAGCGGGAGGCUCACAAAUAACAAAA